AUGGAGCAUUCAGCGGCCGUUCAGCCAGUCCAGUCAAGCGGCCGACCUCAACCUGAGAUCAAACAAGAGGACAGCGCUGAAAACGUCGAGGUGGAGCUAGAUGUGAGUGGAGACACCAACGAGGAGGUGGUUGUCACUGCAAACCAGGAGCCAAGCUCAUCCUUCGGACCUCCAAGAGUGAAGAGAUUGAGGAGAUACCCAGCCAGAUAUGUCGAGAAUAAUGUGGAGUAUCAUGAAGAGCCGACAUUCGAACAUGAAAUGGAAUUGGAGCUGGAUCAGGAUGUAAGAAUGAUCAGAAGAGAGAGUCAUGCAGUCCCACACAAACCGUAAGUUUAGAAUGACUGUUGAAAUGAUUUGUAUAGCUGAGUAUUGUUGAAACAUGCUUUCAGGUAUACUCGCCAAAAGACAGAAUACGGCGAUUAUGGACUUGUUGAUUUCAAGUUUGAUUCAUCUCAACGAAAACGUCAUGUAUGUGGUUUCUUGCUUUUAUUUCUGCUUUUAGCUCUUCUAAGUUCAACGAAUUAAAUAAGUUUUCUCUUUAGGUGAUCGUGUACAACUCUCGGAAGUACCCCGGGCAUGCGUCUGAAUGGUACUUUGCGCGAAAGAAUGCGACGACCUUGAAUGAGACGUACAGAUGUGUACAAUGUCGUCGUUAUCGAGAGGAGGUCAAGAGAGGAGUCAGACAAGAUGAAUAUAACAACAAAGCGGAAGCCAGAAUCAUUGUGCAUCAAGAUCGUUUCUUGACUGAUCCGGAUGAACCUUUGGGAGAUCACAUUUGUAACUUUGAGCAUAAUGAAAGGACUUUAAUGCAUCAAGUUUGGACUAGAAGGGCGUUGAGUAAAGCGAAUUCAGAGCUGAGAAUUAGUCCGGCCAAACCUAAGUCAAAAUUCAAGGACUUGGUUGAUGAAAUCAAAAGCGGUCAAGCCUAUGGUAAGCAUUUAUUUUUCAAUUGUAGAUGGAUUUUAUGUUAUCUCAACGCAUUUUUCAAGUUGUUAUACUUGUUUUUUAUUAUAAUUUUUGUUUAGCCCACCUCCCGGAAGACGUUCGCGACAAGAUUGUCGACGAGUUGAUGAAUUCCGGGAAAGGUUUUGAUUCCCGUCGCCGUUCCUUUGCUCGAAACAACCGAUUGGCACAGGAAAGAAUGGCCAAGAAAGAAGAGUAUUAUGACGACGACCAGAUCAUGCAUUACUGUUGUGGAAUGCCCAGAUGCGAUGCCAGAUUUGAAACUGCUGAGGAGAGAGCCAAACACAGAACCUACACUCAUCCGGGAGUUUUGUUCAUUGAUAGCAAUGAAGACCUCAAGAAUUAUCAGUAAGUUUGAUUAGAGAUUAAUUAAAAUCAAAUAGACUGGGAAACAAUGUGAUCCAGGGAGAUGAGCUGAUCGUGGCGGAUGAACAAGAGAUCGCAUCUACGGACGGAAGGGUUUACAGGCACGCCAGAGGAGAACUGGAUGUAGGACAGUACGAGGUUAUCCAUGGGGAGCAAGAAGAACUGAAUGAAGAUCAGCAGAGGUACCUGGACCAAGUGGAAUUCCAUCUGAGUGUAAGUUUUAGAAUCCGUGAUUUUGUUUGAGUGAUUCUUAAUUUGGAAUUAAUUUGACAUUCCAUCAUUUAUAGGAGAUAUUGUUGUAGUUACAGAAAGUAAUCUUUUUGAUUACAGAGCAUCAAACAACAUGCGAUUGACAUCAUCAACGAACCAUCGAGACGCGAACAAGCCUUGGAGCAGCUGAAUUCCCUCCAAACAUUCUUUGAAGAUAUUGUUGUAGCCCAGUCUCAAGUCCAACAGCCUCCUCCCCCUGUAUCGUCAAACUCUACUCCAAAUGAACAGAAGCCUGCUCCAGCCACUCCUCAGUAA
Messenger RNA from Bursaphelenchus xylophilus (pine wood nematode), 1854 nucleotides. The record is from the annotation of a GenBank genome assembly. NCBI's taxonomy places the organism in Eukaryota, Metazoa, Nematoda, Chromadorea, Rhabditida, Aphelenchoididae.